Messenger RNA from Aspergillus glaucus CBS 516.65, 378 nucleotides. RefSeq lists its product as uncharacterized. NCBI's taxonomy places the organism in Eukaryota, Fungi, Ascomycota, Eurotiomycetes, Eurotiales, Aspergillaceae. The transcript has 2 exons. The record is from RefSeq and is a predicted model, not a curated record. The coding region runs from base 1 to 378 and encodes 125 amino acids.
AUGCAGCUCAAACCCCUCCUCGCUCUAUUCCUCACCACCUCCCUCCCGGUCCUCACAGCAGCCCAGCCCCUCUCCGGAGAGACCAACCUUGCCAACCCCGAGCAAGCCAUGCAAGACACGUCGGUCUUUUCAACUGACUUGGAAAGACGCGCCGUCCCCGCAGAGCUCACCUCACUCCCACCGGGUGCCAUGGAGAAACGUCAGCUUGAUGGUGAAAUUAUAGGUCCUCUCAUCAAACUCUUGACGAAAGUGCUGAAAGGGUUGGUACAAGGUGGUGGUGGUGGUCUUGAGGUGGAGCCGGAGGAGGUGCGGGUGAUGUUGGAUGAAUUGAAGAAAUUGAGGGAUGAUUCGCACAAGGAUACCAUGGCUUCUUCCUAA